CAUAAGUUGAAAAUGGACAUCAAAGUUAAAUUGUGCUUUAUAUUUAUGUGUAUAACAUUCAAACUCCAAAAUGCUUCAGCUACAAUUCCGAGUAUUGUAUUAGACACUGAUGAUAAAAUUAGGAAAUGUACAACGCAUUUAUCAACAUGCUCGGUUAAACUUGGUGAUAAACCAUUAAUGCUACGUGGAGAUAAAGGAGAACCAGGAUUGCCUGGUGUUUCUGGGCUACCAGGAAAGGAUGGAGAAAAAGGCGAUCAAGGAUUUGCAGGCCCACCAGGCAUACCAGGAAUGCAAGGGCCAAAAGGAGAAAUUGGACCGUUGGGACCUAAAGGCGAUAAAGGAGAACGAGGGAUCACUGGAAAACCAGGACCAAUAGGACCUCCUGGGCUUGAAGGGAAACCUGGUAUAUGUCAUUGCGUUUUGCCAGCAAUCAAAACAAGUAGUAUGGAAGUUGGAGAUGAUGAAUGGGACCCUGAUAUCCCAGUAGAAAAGCCUUGUAAGGCUGCGCCUAAAGAUAUAGAAAGCGGAUUUUACUCAAUGGGGCCAUUUAAAAAGGAAUUCAAAGUUUAUUGUAACAUGACUACGUUGGAAACUUGCAUUCCUAAUAUACCGAUGACUCCAGAACAAAAACAUAAAUUAGGUAAUCAGCCUGUCUGGCUAAGCUCACUGGGAGUUCAUCUGAUGGAUAUAUAUGAACUAUCUUUAGAACAAAUAUCAUGGCUUCAAGAAAGGUCCGUGUCAGUUCGUCAAACAAUAAAAUAUCACUGUUGGGAUUCAGUACCUUACCCCAAAUACAAUACUUCAACAUCAUCACUAGAACUAUUGACGUGGAACGACGUGGUAAUCGGACCAUUUGCAACACCAAAAUCGCCAGUUUUUUAUACAGUACCGAAGGAAACUGAUCAUUGUGAGGAAGGCGUUCAGGAGUGGCGGAGUUCUAUUAUAAAGAUUCAGACUUCCAACGUACAUAGGUUGCCUAUAGCCGAUAUUUUGAUAAAAGAUAAUCGCAACGCAAAUCAAAAGUUCAAGAUAGAAGUUACAGAAUUAUGUUUCGGAUGAUUUUAUUUAUUAUUGGACUAAAGCGUUUAUGGU
This is a messenger RNA of Spodoptera exigua (beet armyworm), 1092 nucleotides long. The record is from the annotation of a GenBank genome assembly. NCBI's taxonomy places the organism in Eukaryota, Metazoa, Arthropoda, Insecta, Lepidoptera, Noctuidae.